This is a messenger RNA of Hemicordylus capensis (graceful crag lizard), 1741 nucleotides long. RefSeq names its product opticin (gene OPTC). Lineage: Eukaryota; Metazoa; Chordata; Lepidosauria; Squamata; Cordylidae. The record is from RefSeq and is a predicted model, not a curated record. Gene Ontology annotation, molecular function: protein binding. The transcript is spliced from 7 exons. The coding region runs from base 240 to 1247 and encodes 335 amino acids.
UCAUGCUGUGACGCUUAUCUAUAAAGAAAUAUUUUCCAGCACUGCCACAGAAGGAUUCACUGUAGUACUACUUUGCAGCUAAUUGCCAAGGCUAGACCAAGUUUCAUGCUUGUGUGUGUCGCGAUAGCCGUUCUCUCAAAAAAUCCUCAGGGCUUUUGAAAGUGUUCCAAUCAAACACUUGUAGAAGUGGCCACCUUCUUCUAUGCUGCGCCUCACCCUUCCCUUCCACAAGGCCCAGGAUGCAGACUGCAGCUUUGGUGAGUGUAAUGACUGCCCUGACUUUGGCACUGGCUGCUCUGCCCAAGGAAGAUGGGAGCAUGAAGAAGGAGAAGCUCAAAACUGACUCUGCUGUUUAUGAGAGCCUGGAUCUAGACAACUAUGACCUCAACCUGGACAACUAUGGAGAAGUCAUUGAUCUCAGUAAUUACGAGGAGAUCUAUGAUUAUGGAGGCUUGGCAUCAAAGAUUGAAGUUGGCACUUUGGCUCCUCCCACCAAGAGCUUGGCAGAACCCCAAAGCACGACAUCUCUGCCAACUGAAACGCCGCAAAAGAACCCACCAACUCCCACAGCAGCUAGACCGAAGGGGCCUGGUCUGUUUGGGUCCAUAACGGAUCAAGGUCUACCCACCUGCUUGGUCUGUGUUUGCAUCAGUACUUCUGUCUACUGUGAUGACACUGAUCUAGAACACAUCCUCCCUCUGCCCUUGGAGACCACAUACUUCUAUGCCCGUUUCAACCGCAUCAGCCGGAUUGAAGCCAAUGACUUCAUCGGACUCACAAAGCUGCAGCGAAUUGACCUGACAAGCAAUUCUAUUUCCUGGGUGGAUGAAGACUCUUUCCGGCUGCUGCCAUCCUUGCAAGAGCUCAUCCUCCCUGAAAACAAGCUGACUUCCCUGCCUGAACUGCCCGGUGGAAUUGUGCAGCUGGAUGCACGGCUCAACAUGAUCCAGAGUGCAGGCAUUCGACCUGAGGCCUUCGAGGAUCUGAAGAAACUGCAGUUCCUUCAUCUGUCUGAUAACAAACUAGAUUAUAUCCCAGUGCCGUUGCCUGAGGGAUUGCGGUCUUUGCAUCUACAAAACAACAACAUCCAAACCCUGCACAGAGACACGUUCUGUGACAGCAGAGACCACAGCCACAUCCGCAGGGCCCUGGAGGACAUACGCUUGGACGGCAACCCCAUCAACCUGAGCCUCUUUCCCGAUGCUUAUUUCUGCCUGCCCCGCCUGCCCACAGGCCGCUUCUACUGACCUCAGCCACCCUGUGCCUACAGCCACCUCAGCCAGCUUCAAGGGCGGCUUGUAAUCAAAACCAGGGAGCUCUCCGGGCAAAGCGUCCCUGGUCUUAAUUUCCUUGCCAAGCAGAUGCCAAUGCUGUCAGACUGCUCUCUUGGUCUGUCUCCUCUUCCUCUUUUUUCUCAGCUUAGCAUAAAUUAAUGGGAAGAAUCUAGGACUCAGCAGCAAAAACAAAAUUGGUCAUUGAUCUACAUCUGCUAGAAAGAGGAAUCACUCAAUCAAAGGAUAGUGCUAACUGAAAAAAUCAGAUUAAAACAUUGUGCAUCUUGUUUUAGUCCUAAUGGGUGACUGGCAGGAUAGGUGCUUCAGUAGGUUCAUGGUGCUUCCAGAUGCAGGGGAUCUAGUUUGUGAUGGCCACACCUGGUUCACCGACUCUUUACCGGGGUGGGUUUUACAUGGCAUCAUUGUCUACCUGGAUGGCCUUCUCCAUGCUUAAAUUGUCACAUUUA